Molecule: messenger RNA, 1176 nt
Organism: Eruca vesicaria subsp. sativa (arugula)
Lineage: Eukaryota; Viridiplantae; Streptophyta; Magnoliopsida; Brassicales; Brassicaceae
Source: the annotation of a GenBank genome assembly
AUGGGAGGUCAAGGCUCUAAGAUUGGUAGAUGUUGUUGGGAUUCAUCACACAAAACUACUCUUCCUGAACCUCCCCAUGUUGAAAACGAAGAGUACAGUGAGGAAACAGAUUUGCUGCCUUUCCGUGAAUACCCACUAGAACAGCUUAAGAUGGCCACCUCUGGGGAAACACAACCGAUGAGAUGGGAGAUGCGACUACGGGUUGUUUUACACCUUGCAGAAGCUCUUGAAUAUUGUAGUAACAAAGGACGCACUCUGUAUCAUGACCUCAAUGCUUACAGAGUUUUAUUUGACGAGGAAUGCAAUCCAAGACUUUCAACAUUCGGUUUGAUGAAGAAUAGCAUGGAUGGGAAAGGUUACAGCACAAAUCUUGCCUUUGCCCCUCCCGAGUAUCUACGAACUGGGAGAAUGAGUGCAGAGAGUGUGAUUUACAGCUUUGGUAUUCUUCUGCUUGAUAUUUUCACUGGAAAGCAUAUUCCUCCUAGCCAUGCCCUUGAUUUGAUUCGAGACAGAAAUCUUCAGACGCUAGCCGAUUCUUGUUUGAAGGGACAAUAUUCCGACAGCGAUGGCGCUGAGUUAGUACGCCUGGCAUCUCGCUGUCUUCAGUAUGAAGCUCGUGGGCGACCAAACAUAAAACAUUUGAUAACUGCACUGACACCUCUCCAGAAAGAUGCAGAGGUCCCGUCUCAUGUGCUAAUGGGUCGUGGUACUUUAGUGUCACCUUUAUCUCCUUUUGGCGAGGCUUGUUUGCGAAAGGACCUGAACGCUAUGCUUGAGAUGUUGGAUAAGAUUGGAUACAAAGAUGACGAAUUGGUGUCGUUUCUGUUGACGGACGAGAUGCAAGAAGCUGUAGAGUCGAAGAAGAAAGGCGAUAUUGCAUUUAGACGGAAAGACAUAAAAGAAGCCAUUGAGUUUUACACUCAGUUUCUUGACUUGGGAAUGAUAUCUGCAACAGUCUGUGUGAGACGCAGUCUAAGUUACAUGAUGAGUAACAGGGCGAAAGAAGCCUUAGAGGAUGCAAUGAAAGCACAAGGCAUUUCCCCAGUAUGGUACGCUGCAUUGUAUCUCCAGUCUGCAGCACUUGCUGCCUUGGGAAAGGAGAAGGAAUCACAGAUGGCACUUAUGGAUGGAUCGGACCUUGAAGCAAGAAAGAUUUCAGCUUCCACACAGACCUGA